Messenger RNA from Euleptes europaea (tarantolino), 824 nucleotides. RefSeq names its product heart and neural crest derivatives expressed 1 (gene HAND1). The transcript is spliced from 2 exons. NCBI's taxonomy places the organism in Eukaryota, Metazoa, Chordata, Lepidosauria, Squamata, Sphaerodactylidae. Gene Ontology annotation, molecular function: DNA-binding transcription factor activity, RNA polymerase II-specific; protein dimerization activity; RNA polymerase II transcription regulatory region sequence-specific DNA binding. The record is from RefSeq and is a predicted model, not a curated record. Gene Ontology annotation, biological process: regulation of transcription by RNA polymerase II; heart development. The coding region runs from base 89 to 805 and encodes 238 amino acids.
GGCGGCAGAGCAAGCCGGAGCGAGGCGGCGCCGGCUGGACGCGCCUCGGGGCCGAGGCCGGCGCUGGCUAGCUGAGCUGGCGGGAGCCAUGAACGUGGUGGGCGGCUACCCGGGCCACCCGCACCCGGCGCUGCUCCACGAGCCCUUCCUCUUCGGGCCGCCGCCGCCGCCGCCGCUGCCGCCGCCGCCGCCGCCCCCGGGCCAGGCGCGCUGCUUCCCGCCGGCCGAGCGCCCCUUCGCGCCGGGCUGGCUGCUCAGCGCCGCCGCCCAGCUCUCCCCGCCGCCGCCGCCGCCGCCGCCGCCGCCGCCGCCCCCUCGGGCCGAGCUGCUGUGCGCGGCGGCGGCGGCGGCGGCGGGGCUGGGGGCGUCGGCCUCUCCCGGCUCGCCGUACGGCAGCAGCCCGCCGGAGGGGCAGGGGGCCCGUCGGCGGCGGGGGCCCGUCGGGGCGGGCGGGGCGUCGGGCGGGCCGCGCAAGGAGCGGCGGCGCACGGAGAGCCUGAACAGCGCCUUCGCCGAGCUGCGCGAGUGCAUCCCCAACGUGCCGGCCGACACCAAGCUGUCCAAGAUCAAGACGCUGCGCCUGGCCACCAGCUACAUCGCCUACCUCAUGGAGGUGCUGGCCAAGGACGGGCCGGCCGCCGAGGGCUUCAAGGCCGAGCUCAAGAAGGCCGAGCCCCGCGACGCCAAGAGGAAGCGCGAGCCGCAGUCCGAGGUCUACUCUCAUUCUUUAGGCCACGGAGAGAAACGGCUUAAGGGCAGGACUGGCUGGCCUCAGCAGGUCUGGGCGCUGGAACUGAACCAAUGAAAACCCGGGGCCUCCAGUC